Messenger RNA from Acaromyces ingoldii, 5580 nucleotides. RefSeq lists its product as hypothetical. The record is from RefSeq and is a predicted model, not a curated record. The coding region runs from base 71 to 5386 and encodes 1771 amino acids. Gene Ontology annotation, cellular component: membrane; fungal-type vacuole. Gene Ontology annotation, biological process: transmembrane transport. The transcript has 4 exons. Lineage: Eukaryota; Fungi; Basidiomycota; Exobasidiomycetes; Exobasidiales; Cryptobasidiaceae. Gene Ontology annotation, molecular function: ATP binding; ATP hydrolysis activity; ABC-type peptide transporter activity.
CCUCACGACGACUCGGUAAGAAGAGCCAGACUCUCCUUUUUGAGGUAAGAGCUAGCAGCGGGCUCUCAACAUGGAGACUCUACCGAUACAGAGUCCCGUGCUGCACGCCGAGUCGCCGCUUCCCUUUGCCCUCCUCGCCGCUGGCCCAUCGCCCCACCAAGCUCUCGCAUCGUACCUUUCAGCCUUUGCAGCCACGGAGGCGUCGUCAACGGCCAACUAUGACCCUUUCGUCUCGCCGGCGUUUUCGGCCCUUCGCCUUGCACCGGCCAGUCUGUUGCUUGUUGCCUUGCUGCUCCGCUUCGUGCCUUCUUGGCAUCACUGGGCACCUCGAAUUGUCGUGCGAGCUUUCGAGGUCCUCUCACCCUUCGUCACCGACGACGAUCUCAUCGAGGUCGACCAGCAAAGGUGGAACGCAGAGGCACAACGCGACUCAAGGCGAGGGCCAAGCUACCUCCUGCGGCGGGGAGCAAUUCUUGAUCAAGACUUCGACGUUGCACAGUACGACGAUGGGAUCGGCUUCGAGAAGCAGAGGAGGCGAAAUGCGGCCAUAAGCACGAUUGCAUUGGUCGAGACCACAGCCUGGACUUCGCUGGCGGCCUACACCUUCUCACAAAACCUCGAGCAACCUUCUCAGACAAGAAUCUUCUUCUCGCCUGCAUUCAUCAGCACAUCAUGGGCUUUGACGUGGCUCUUUGUCUUGCUGCGCUUCUUCGUCUCGCCGCCAAUGACGCCGCCGCUCUUCGUGCUGCUUGUAACCCUUCUCCAACUGAUCAACGCGGCGGUGCGCCUCCUCGAAUUCCUCCCACUCUAUGUCGGAAGCCCGGGUGAUUUGCCUUGGGCCAGCAUCGUGGCAGACACUAUCGAUCUUAUCGCCUGCCUCACGGUCGUUCAGAUUAUCCUUAGCAUGCCCGUCCACGCUGGUGGAAUCCAUUCACAGGUGCCUAGACGUGAGAGGCAAAGAUUAGUGACGGGAGAGGUAGUAGAAGAGACGGAAGACAUCAAGAAGGACUACGAACUCUGCCCCACGACGCCCGAAGACUACGCAUCGCUCAUCUCAACUUUGACGUACACCUGGAUGCACCCAAUCCAGGCCCUAUCGCUCAAAAGACCGCUGCUACCCGCCGAUGUCUGGAGGCUAAGGAGCAUCAAUGACACGAGGAUCCUCUCGGCUAAUUUUGCAAAGACAGCAUAUGUUGACAACGACGAGGCCGGCGCCGAUGGCAGAAGGGAAAAGAGGUCGCUCCGACGCAGGCUGUUGAUCGCCAAUGCAAACGACAUUGCUCUUGACUUCUUCUACAAGAUCUGUGGCGUAACACUUGCCUACGCUGGCCCGGCGCUUAUGAACCAGAUCCUGCAGUGCGUCACCGAUGCCGCUGCGGCCGAGCAGCAGACCGGCUUUUGGGUGCUCACCGCCGACGGUUUCACCCGCCCGGUGAAAGACGCGGCAAAGCUUGAUACUCAGGCUGUAUGGACGCCACGGCAGAAGGCCUUUGUCCUUGCGCUCGUUUCUCUGGUCUUCACCUUCAUUCGUUACGUGGCCGAGCUCAAAAAUUUCCAUCACGCAAGGCAAGUUGGCCUUCGUCUGAGGAGCAUUCUCGUCGUCGAAAUGUUUGAGAAGGCCCUCAAGCGGAGGAACAUUAGUGGAGGGUCGUCUGACGAAGGUGGGAAAGAUGGGAAACGAAGCGUCUCGACGGCAUCAUCGGCACAGGAGAGUGACAGUCGCGAAGUAGACGGUGAUGGGGAGGAGGAGGAGGAGGAGGAGGAGGAAGAGCACGAAUCUGCACCUUUGCUCGGAAGUAACGGCAAAGAGAACGGGAAAGCCAAGAAGACCGAACAUAUCAAGGAUAUUAGGAAGCGAGAAGAAGAAGACAAGGAAAAGGAUGAAUCGUCUCGACAAGCCGAUGUGGGCAAGGUCGUCAACAUGAUGGCCAGCGACAUUAAUCGACUUCUCCGAUUGGGUUGCGACAGUCACCAAUUGUACGGCGCGCCCCUCGAGCUUGUUAUUUCGACGGUGUUCCUUUACCGUCUCAUGGGCUGGUCGUCUAUCGUCGGCUUUCUCCUCAUGGCCCUCGCCACGCCUAUGACCUAUUAUCUAGGCAAAAAGUUGACAAAACUGCAGCGAGCGUGGAAGGAAGCAACGGACCGGCGUAUCUCCCUUGUUGCUGAACUCAUCACCGCGAUCCGAUUUGUUAAGCUACAGGGCACCGAGGAGCGGUGGAAGGAGCGUGUUCUCGAGUCCAGACGCGUUGAGUUGCACAAGCUCCUGGCCCAGCGUCUUUCGUCGCUUGGCCUCACCGUGCUCUUCGUCGCGAUGCCCAUCACCUGCGAGCUCGUUACAUUCUACAUUUACGUCGUUGUCCAGGGUCGCGCAAUGACGGUACCCGUUGCCUUCACUGCCAUCACCCUCUUCGAGAUGGCAAGAACGCCUCUAAGCACCAUUCCGACGUUUAUCAUGAACAUUCUCGAGUCCAUCGUCAGUGUUCGUCGUCUCGAAGCGUUCUUGAGCGAGGAAGAGGUCGAGGAUGCCAUGUCGUCGCUCAAAGCAAGAGCCAACAAUGCAAAUCAGCAUCGAUCUACAUCAGAAGUGGGAAGGGCACCUCUGCGAGUGCUCAACGGCCACUUCUCGUGGAUCAAUCCCGCCGAGGUCAAGGCCAAUCAAAAACCCUUCAGCCUGGUCGACAUCAGUCUUUCUUUCCCAACGGAUGGGCUCAGUGUCAUCGUUGGCCCCACCGCCUCAGGCAAGUCGAGCAUGCUAGCGGCUCUCCUGGGUGAAAUGAAGCGCGACUCGGGCACUGUCGAACUGGAGCGAUUCUCUUGCAUGGGCGAUUCACUGGUCUCUUUUGCUGGGCAGACGCCGUGGCUCGAAGCCGGCAAGAGCAUCAAAGCUAACAUCACUUUUGUCACACCUUUCGAUGAGGAGCGAUAUAACAAAGUCUUGGACGCCUGUGCGCUAAGAGACGAUCUCGGCGAACUCGAAGACGGUGAUGAGACCCGUGUGAGCAAAGAGACGCUGUCGGGAGGGCAGAAAGCUCGACUUUGCCUGGCUAGGGCCCUCUACCAUCGCAGUCACACCGUUCUCCUCGAUGACGUUCUGGCGGCUGUCGAUACAAGAGUUCAACGGUACCUCUACCAACGAGCUCUAACCGGCCCUCUCGCGCAAAAUCGCCGCGUCAUUCUAGUAACACACCAUCUCCAUCUUGUCUUGCCCAGCGUCGACUAUCUCGUCAUCCUUCGUCAAGGUCAUAUCGAGGCAGCAGGUACUGUCGAAGAAGUAAGGAGCAAAGGCCAUGACCUGGAAACUAUCACUUCGUCCGUCGACGAUGAUUCACAAGAGGCUAAAACCAAGGAAGACGACUCCACCAAAGAGAAAGAUGAUAGUAAAGCUAAAGGGGAAGUGAAGAAGGACAGCGAGGGCAAGGACAAGAAAGCCCGGCUUUUGUACGACCUGGAAAAGCGCACAGAAGGCAACGCACGCUUCAAGUCCUAUUGGCUCUACAUCAGUGUCAGCAACUACUGGGGUUGGGCCUUCUUGAUGCUUCUCUCGGUCCUGGUUCGCUUGCUCAAGGCGGGAGAACCAUACUGGCUCAAGGUCUGGGGCGAAGCGUCUCAACGGACUCGGCAGUCCAUGCUUGGGAUUAUGCCCGACUUUCCGCCGGCAGAAGGUCACGAGUUCUUCUACUUGAGUGUCUACGCCUCCAUCGGAUACAUUUACGUUGCCAUCAUCUCCGUCCGCUUCAUCUUCCUCUACGUCAUUUGUCUCAAGGCGUCUAAAAUUCUCUACGACCGGCUCCUCUCGCGAGUCUUGCGAGCCCGCAUGCGCUUCUUCGAUUCGAAUCCAACGGGCAGAAUCCUCCAGCGCUUCAAUCUUGAUAUCAACAUACUUGAUUCAGUCCUCCCGUCCACCAUCAUCUAUUUCAUUGCCUUGCUACUGGCUUUUCUCAGCCAGCUCAUCAUCGUCGUCGUCAUCGUUCCCGGAUUCUUGAUACCCGCCGGGCUGGGCAUGGCGCUGACCAUCUGGGGCGUCCAAGGCUACUUUCGCAGCACGAUGUAUAUGCAGCGCAUCGAAAGCACCUCGACUUCACCUCUCUACACCGCUUUCACCCAGAUCCUGGAGGGCCUCACAACGGUGCGGGCGUUUGGAUCUGAGUCGUACUUUCUGGAUCACAUGCAGACAAUUAACGCCAUCACCUCUUCACAAUGGUGGGCUAUAUGCACAAUCGAGGUCUGGCUUUCCUUUCGGGCGCAGGUGGCCUCUGGGCUGAGUGUCUUCGUGGCGACGACACUGGCACUUUCCGGAGCCGUAUCGCCCGGCUCGGCAGGCAUGGUGAUAUCGGCCGCAAGCCUCUUGACGACGUUCGCCUACAAUCUCACGUCGAUGUACAAGAAUCUGAGCAACCACACCAACUCUCUCGAGCGCGUCGCAGAAUACAUCGAUCUGGAUCAAGAGGCGCCUCUGAAAGUCGAAGGUGCGGCCAUUCCCGCAGCAUGGCCAACGAGCACCGGUGGAAUCCUGGUCGAGAAUCUAAGGCUAAGGUACGCAGACGAUCUGCCAGAGGUACUUCACGGCGUCUCGUUUGAGGUCAAGCCCAGGGAGAAAGUGGCAAUUGUCGGCAGGACAGGAAGUGGGAAAACGUCACUUACGGCGGCCCUUUUGCGCGCGGUCGAGCCCUCCAACAAGAUCGGCGGGAUCAAUGGUGAUGGAGAGGCAAAAAUUGUCAUCGAUGGAAUAGACGUGCUGCGUUGCGGACUCGAGUAUCGAGCAAGGCUGGCUGUCGUCCCGCAGGAUCCGGUCCUCUUCUCGGGAACCGUGAGGGAGAAUCUAGACACGUUUGGAGAGUACUCGGACGACGAAUGUCGUGCGGCCCUGCUUCAGGUUCAAGGCUCUUCUCUUCAAACAACGUCCACCUCAUCAGCUUCCUCCUCUCCUUCCCCUUCUACUCCGAUGCAAGUUGACGUCGAUGAUGCGCCUGUCUCAGAAGUCGUCCCUGGGCAGCUGCUCGAGCUCGGCACUGUUGUCGCUCCUGGCGGUACAAAUUUCUCUGCUGGUCAGGCUCAGCUCCUGUCCCUCGCCCGCGCCCUGCUGAAGCAGAGCAAAGUAGUCAUUCUCGAUGAAGCGACGAGUUCGACGGAUUUCGAGACGGACGCACGCAUCCAAGAAGCCAUCCGAGGACUCAAGGAUAGCAUCAUUCUCACAGUUGCGCAUCGCCUGGGCAGCGUCAUUGAUUAUGAUCGGAUCUUGGUCCUGUCGAACGGCAACAUCGUCGAAUUUGACACCCCCGCGAACCUCCUCCGAAAUUCUGAGGGUCAUUUCAACAUGCUUUGUCGUCAAGCUGGCCAGACGACGUAUCACCAGCUUUGUACUGCAGCAGGCGUUGAGCCGAUCUAGCCUGUUCGCCUGACGAGGCGGCAUCGCGCCUACUACAGCUUGCACAAACACUGUUGAAGAUAGAUGAAUGAGGGGGAUCAUUGACGGGUGGGCAAGGGUUAUCUGAAGCCUAUGAGUAUAGAAACACCAAUGAAGACACAAGAGUAAUAGAAACGAAUUGAGCCAUGGGCAAGGCAGCCUCCGAAAGGCAACUA